Aspergillus uvarum CBS 121591 is the source of this 360-nucleotide messenger RNA. RefSeq lists its product as uncharacterized. The transcript has 2 exons. NCBI's taxonomy places the organism in Eukaryota, Fungi, Ascomycota, Eurotiomycetes, Eurotiales, Aspergillaceae. Bases 32 to 310 code for a protein of 92 amino acids. The record is from RefSeq and is a predicted model, not a curated record.
GAAGAAUUCAAGGAUUGUCGCCAAGCCUGCCAUGGCGGAGAUGGAGAAAGUGACAGAAGAGACUCUGAUAGCGUGUUGGAAUACAUUAUCUGUGGCUCCCGAUUUUUUCAAAACCUGCGAGAAACUACCGAUAAACUACGUUUGGGCAAAGGAAUAUCCGAGGAGACUCUAUUGCCUACAAUGUGAAAGCAUAGAAUUUCAAGAUGAAAAUGGAGAGAAGAUAUGGUCAACUACUGGAGACGGUGAAAUGACCAAUCUUCCGGCUCGAGUAGGCGUUUACAUUGUGAGAGGGAAAGCAAUAAUUCAAUAAUUCAGUCGUCGCUGUAUGCAUAUAGCGCAUUGACUAUAUCAGUUCCCAAU